Messenger RNA from Diceros bicornis minor, 1913 nucleotides. It is a transcript of the gene DOK2, whose product is annotated as docking protein 2. Gene Ontology annotation, cellular component: cytoplasm. The transcript is spliced from 5 exons. The coding region runs from base 47 to 1384 and encodes 445 amino acids. Lineage: Eukaryota; Metazoa; Chordata; Mammalia; Perissodactyla; Rhinocerotidae. The record is from RefSeq and is a predicted model, not a curated record. Gene Ontology annotation, biological process: positive regulation of MAPK cascade; cell surface receptor protein tyrosine kinase signaling pathway.
CAUCAAGCAGACUAGAAUAGUGCAGAAAACUCUAGGCAGAGAGGAAAUGAACUUGAGCGAAGGGGGAACACACAGCAGAGAGGAGAGAAAGAGGGCGGGAGGGGCAGGAGAGGGCUGCGGCACGGGGCCCUGCGAUGGUGAGAGGAUGGGAGAGGUGGCGCUGAAGCAGGGCUGCCUAUACCUCCAGCAGCAGCAGACCUUUGGAAAGAAGUGGCGCCGGUUCGGGGCUGUGCUGUAUGGAGGGUCGGGCUGUGCUUUGGCCCGGUUGGAGCUCCAGGAUGGCUCAGAGAAGCCGCGCCGGGGAGAGGCCGCCCGGAGGGUGAUCCGCCUCAGUGACUGCCUGCGGGUAGCUGAGGCUGGUGGGGAGGCCAGCAGCCCCCGGGAUACCAGCGCCUUCUUCCUGGAGACCAAGGAGCGCCUGUACCUGCUGGCAGCCCCCACUGCAGAGCGUGGCGAAUGGAUGCAGGCCAUCUGCCUCCUGGCCUUCCCUGGCCAGAGGAAGGAGCUGUCGGGGCCGGAGGGGAGGGGCAGCUGGCCCUGCAUGGAGGAGAACGAAUUAUACAGCAGCACAACCACAGCGGCCCCCUGCAAGGAGUUUGCUGUGACCAUGAGGCCCACAGAAGCCAGUGAGAGGUGCCGGCUCCGGGGAUCCUAUACCCUCCGGGCUGGGGAGAGUGCCCUGGAGCUGUGGGGCGGCCCUGAGCCAGGCACCCAGCUGUACGACUGGCCCUACAGGUUUCUGCGGCGCUUCGGGCGGGACAAGGUCACCUUUUCCUUUGAGGCAGGCCGGCGCUGCAUCUCGGGAGAGGGCAACUUUGAGUUUGAAACCCGGCAAGGCAACGAGAUCUUCUUGGCCCUGGAAGAGGCCAUCUCUGCCCAGAAGAAUGCCACCCCUCCUGGGCCCCAAACUCAGCCAGCUGCAGUCCCCACGGUGCUGCCCCGGCCAGAGAGCCCCUACUCCCGGCCCCACGACUCACUACCACCACCCUCGCCCACCGCCCCAGUGCCAGCCCCCCGGCCACGGGGCCCCGAGGGCGAAUACGCAGUGCCCUUCGAUGCAGUGGCCCGUAACCUGGGGAAGAGCUUGAGGGGCAUCCUGGCGGUCCAUCCCCAACCCCCGGUUGACCCUCUGUAUGACAGCAUUGAGGAGCACACACCUGUGCAACCCGACCACAUAUAUGAUGAGCCUGAGGGAGUGGCUGCCCUGUCCCUGUAUGACAGCCCACGGGAGCCCCGGGGUGAGGCCUGGAGGAGGCAGGCCACAGCUGAUGGGGACCCCAGUGGCCUCCAGCAUGUCUACUCAGCGGGGCAGGACUUCUCUGCCUCUGGCUGGCCACAGGGAACCGAGUAUGACAAUGUCGUACUUAAGAAAGGCCCAAAGUGAUGGGGGGCAGAAGAGAUGUGGAUCCCAUCAAAUGCCAGUGCAGAAGUGGGCCUGUGCACACCGGGGAGGGAGUUAAAGGCUGGUGAGGGGGAGCCGGAGGGGAAAGCAGGCCUCCCUUCUAGUUUCUGCUGGUAACCCUCCCUGCCCGCUGCAUCCCAGGAACCUCCCUUUGCCCCUUCCAGAACCUUAGGCUUGGCCUGCCCAAGUCUGGUCUGAGGAACUGUCUGUCCCAAGCCUGCUGCCUGAGUCACCAUCCCAGAGCAGGAAGAGUGCCCUGAGGAGACCCACCCUCCUCCCACUCCUUUUCCACUUCCUCUUCUUUCCUUCCUCGGGCCUAAAAGGAACCCAGGGCACUGAGAGCAGAGGACAAAAGGGCGUCAGCAAGUGGCCCUGGUUCCUUGGCUUUUGCAGGCCUUCUGCCUGCCGAGGUCUCCUUCAGGGGACAGCCCUGGCUCCAGGCACUCAGGAGGAUGGCUGCGGCUCUCUGCAGGUUCUGGACUUCUCUGUGGCAUUAAACAUUUCUGAAAUA